AAUGGUUGUGUAUACGCUUGAGGAACGCGUGAAAAUAGUGCAGUUUUACUUUGAAAAUCAGAUGAAGAAGACGCCGAUUUUUGCAAAAAAAAACAUCUUCUCUGAUGAGGCACAUUUUCAUCUCGGCGGGUAUUUUAAUAAGCAAAAUUAUCGCAUAUGGGGGACGGAAAACCCGCACGUUAUCAUGGAGAAGCCUAUGCAUUCCUCAUGGAGUUACGGUUUUGUGGCAUCAUUGGGCCAUUUUUCUUCGAAAAUGAGGCAGGAGCCGCCGCCACGGUCAAUGGCGAGCGCUACCGCGCCAUGAUUAGCGAUUGGUUCUUCCCGUUACUUGAAGAGGAAGACUUGGACACCAUUUGGUUCCAACAAGACGGCGCUCCAUGCCACACUAGAGGCGUGCAAAACAGCUCAUUUUGGUGAACAGCUCCGAACCGAUCAGCUCACCAAAGUGAAUCGAUUCGAUGUAUCAGCUCAUCAGCUCUUUUAUUUUGAACUAAAGGUUCAUUUUGUGCGCCGUUUUUCUUAUGCACCGAUUUUUUUCAAAUGCAUGAUCGAAAUUGAAUCAUUGAUUUGCAAUGAUGCAAUGAAUGCCAUGCGAAAUAAUUUAUCUUUAAUUGAUGUCGACUAAAUUGAAUCUCUUAGAGAGCCGAAGAUCCGAUCAGCUCGUAGCGUGUUCCCUGCGUCAUAAUGCAGUGAACUGGGUAGCAAAAGAGUGAGCUGGUGAGCUGCGGUUCUUUUGAAAAGAGCUGUGAGCUGUCAGCUCACUUCAAUGAUUCGAUUCACUGGAACAGCUCAGGAGCGAAUUGCCCAUCUCUAUGCCACACAGCCAACGCUACGAUCGAUCUUCUGCGCACAGUCUUCGAAGAUCGAAUUAUCAGUCGAAAUUCGGAUGUCGUUUGGCCGCCUCGGAGCUGUGAUUUGACGCCGUUAGACUAUUAUCUUUAGGGGGCUGUCAAAGAUAAGUGUUAUGUGGACAAGCCAGAGACAAUUCAAGCCUUGAAGGACAACAUGCGUGCAGCCAUAGCUGAAAUAGAGCUGCAUACAAUCGAAAAUGUACUAAAAAGCUGGACCGACCGUAUGGCGUACUGCAAGGCCAGCCGAGGCAGCCAUUUGAAUGAAAUUAUAUUCCACAAUUAACCACAAAUUGAAAUUUUUGAAAUCGGAUGAACCGUUCGUGUUACAUGGCGGACCCUGUAUUUUGUCAUCGACUACAACAGGACCAACGAAUUCCAAUAGUGUUUAGGCUGUGAAGCAAUCCGCGAAUAAGUUAAGUUAUGCAAAGACAUCAUAUUAACAAAUUAUCCAGCUAUCACAUUUCCCGAAUUUCCUUUUUUUUGCGAACAUGGCGCCCUCAGCACCCAACACGGACAGUUCAACAAUAAUAUACACGAUCCCGACGAACCAGCAAGGACAUCCAGCGCAGCGUUCGGAAGCUGGCAGUGCUAUUCUAUUUCCCAAUCGGACAUCUACCUACAAUUUGCGGCCAACUAUCAUUGAUCUACCCCCGUCGUAUGAAGAUGUUACCAAAACGGCAACCACACCAACAACAACGACUACUUCGACAGCGUAACUGCAGAAAGCUGUGAUAAUCGCAAUGAUCAACUCUUAUUAGAAGUAAGCUUUUCGAUUUCAUUUUAUUUUUUGUAUUUUUGUUGUAAA
Malaya genurostris is the source of this 1656-nucleotide messenger RNA. RefSeq lists its product as uncharacterized. Bases 1340 to 1567 code for a protein of 75 amino acids. NCBI's taxonomy places the organism in Eukaryota, Metazoa, Arthropoda, Insecta, Diptera, Culicidae. The record is from RefSeq and is a predicted model, not a curated record. The transcript is spliced from 3 exons.